AUGACCACCACAUUCCCUAUUCGAACUCAUGACCAGAGAGCGGUACUGGGUGUCGCAUUCAGCUUCUCAAUUCUUGCUGCACUGGCCGUCACCCUACGACUGAUCGCUCACGCGAUAGCUCACAAAAGAUGGACAAUUGCCGACUACUUCAUCAUUGCUGCCUGUAUUUUCGCUAUUGGCCUACAAUCUCUCAGUAUUACCGGAGUCUUUCAUGCCGGCAUUGGCUACGAUCACGUCCAGAACAUCGUAGUAGCGUACGGCCUCGAACCUAUCACCAAGCUCUCGCAGCUCAUCAUACCCCUGCAGUUUCUGUGGGUUCUGAGUCUUAGCUGUACCAAGAUUUCGAUUCUGUCUCUCUAUAUCUUGAUCUUUCCGAUCCGGUGGGUGGUCUGGAGUUCCUACGUGACCUUGUCCAUCAUUGUUGCUUGGACAAUCGCAACCAUCCUCGCUGGCUGUCUGAUUUGCCGGCCUUUCGCCUACAACUGGGAUAAAUCGAUUCCUGGAGGAAGCUGUGGCGAUCAAGUCACCUCAUUCACGAUUACCGGGGUCAUCAACUUAGUCACCGACGUCAUGGUGCUUCUUCUGCCCAUGCGUCCGUUGUAUCAACUGCAAAUGGCGACGUACAAAAGAGUGACUCUUGUCGCCGUUUUCGGCCUGGGUACUUUUACCUGUAUCGUCAGCGCCUUCCGCAUCUCCGUCCUGUCCAGCAUGGACUUUACCGAUAUCACCUAUACGAUCCCCAAAGCCAAUAUCUUCAGUGGCCUGGAGCCAUGCCUCGCCGUAGUCCUCGCAUGCGUGCCUCUGAUGCAUCCACUUCUUGGUCGGUCCGCAGCAACACCUCACGCGUCGGGGAAGAAGAAGUCCUCGAAUGCUGAGUCUAAGUCCAGUGGGCAGAAAGCUGUCAGCGACGACGGGUUCGAGCGGCUAGACGAUGAUACGAGUCACCUGUGGCUCAAACCGAUGGGACUGCAGCAUCGCGCUGAUGAAUCGGAUUUGCAGGAAACCAUAACCGGAGAUGCAAGCGAAGGAGAUCAGGAGUCUCUUCAUCGACAUCGGGGUAACAUCGGUAUAGCUACUUGA
Molecule: messenger RNA, 1080 nt
Organism: Alternaria ethzedia
Lineage: Eukaryota; Fungi; Ascomycota; Dothideomycetes; Pleosporales; Pleosporaceae
Exons: 3
Coding region: 1-1080 (359 amino acids)
Source: RefSeq, a predicted model, not a curated record